This is a messenger RNA of Sinocyclocheilus rhinocerous, 1426 nucleotides long. Its product is annotated as tetraspanin-5-like. Gene Ontology annotation, cellular component: plasma membrane. The transcript has 9 exons. Lineage: Eukaryota; Metazoa; Chordata; Actinopteri; Cypriniformes; Cyprinidae. Bases 263 to 1078 code for a protein of 271 amino acids. The record is from RefSeq and is a predicted model, not a curated record.
ACUCUCGAAUCUUUAUUUGCAGAGGACCGCUCGUCCCGUUAUUCUCUGGAAUUAUUAUAAUUUUUUUUAUCAAUAAUUAUUUUGUUUUUUUCUAAGAAGCAAGAAAUAUAUACAAAGCCGAGUGUGGCAUUGCCGGCCAGUCUGUAGAAAUGUCAUAAAUAUGGUGUAAAAGGAAGAAGCGAGUUCUCUAGUUGGUAGGCGAUUUUUUUCUCCAUCAUUAAUAAUAACCGGGAGGAAUUUCUCUGUUUUAUCAAACGCAAGUAUGUCAGGAAAACACUUCAGCGUGCACGAAGUGGGUUGUUGCAUCAAAUACUUUAUAUUUGGAUUUAACAUUAUAUUUUGGCUGCUCGGGGUGGCGUUCCUGUCCGUGGCUCUGUGGGCCUGGAGUGAGAAAGGGGUUCUCUCCAACAUAUCCUCCAUCACAGAUCUGGGCGGGUUUGAUCCCGUGUGGCUGUUUCUCGUGGUGGGUGGGGUGAUGUUCGUGCUCGGCUUCGCAGGAUGCAUCGGUGCUCUGAGGGAAAACUCCUUCCUUCUUAAGUUUUUUUCCGUUUUUCUGGGAAUCAUAUUUUUCCUGGAGUUGACAGCGGGAGUCUUGGCGUUUGUCUUUAAGGACUGGAUUAAAGACCAGCUCAAGUUCUUCAUCAACAACAAUAUUAGAGCCUACAGAGACGACAUUGACCUACAGAAUCUCAUCGACUUCACACAAGAUUAUUGGGAGUGUUGUGGAGCUUUUGGGCAUGAAGACUGGAAUCUGAAUAUUUACUUUAAUUGUACUGACACUAAUCUGAGCAGAGAGAAAUGUGGGGUUCCCUUUUCCUGCUGCACCAAGGACCCUGCUGAGGAUGUGAUAAACACACAGUGUGGAUAUGACAUUCGAGCGAAAGGUGACAAUGAACAGAAGAUGUUUAUACACACGAAAGGAUGUGUACCGCAGUUUGAGAAAUGGUUACAGGAGAAUCUAACCGUAGUUGCUGGAAUCUUUAUAGGAAUUGCACUUCUGCAGAUAUUUGGGAUCUGUCUGGCACAGAAUCUUCUGAGUGACAUUGAGGCGGUCAGGGAGAGCUGUUUGUUCACCUGAAGCACUCCAGCCGUUCUGCUGACAGAGCCUCCAUCUCUCUAUCACUCAGCAACAGGGUUGGCACAUUGUCAUCACAGUAUCCUAGCAACCAGCGAGGGAUUCCAUUCACAUACCUCCUUUAUUACAUUGUACAGCGACAUCUUCAUGUUUCCAUGAUAAUGGUGUCCAAUCGUAGAUUUGCUUUUAAUCCUUCUUCAAGUGCAAAAUUCAACAGUAUUAACACAAUGAGUCUACACACAACUCAUUUGUCGUCUUUAAGCCUUUAAGAAACACUUAAAGGAAUGGUUGACCCUACACUGAAAAUGUACUUACCCUUAGGUCAUCCAAGAUGUAGAUGAAUUUUUCUAC